Messenger RNA from Colletotrichum orchidophilum, 1149 nucleotides. RefSeq names its product ATP adenylyltransferase. The transcript has 2 exons. NCBI's taxonomy places the organism in Eukaryota, Fungi, Ascomycota, Sordariomycetes, Glomerellales, Glomerellaceae. Gene Ontology annotation, biological process: nucleotide metabolic process. Gene Ontology annotation, molecular function: ATP:ADP adenylyltransferase activity; ATP binding. The record is from RefSeq and is a predicted model, not a curated record. The coding region runs from base 1 to 1149 and encodes 382 amino acids.
AUGGCCUCUUUGAUAACCGAGGCCUCGGUCCUCGCUGCCUUUGAUGAAAAGGUGCGAGAUGGGACCGUGAUGUACGCGGAGGACAUGGAGAAGAUCUAUCAUGAUGAUGGGGGGUUCAAGUUUGAAUUUCGAUUGACAGCCGCGUUGAAGAGUAAACCUGCCGCGGUGGAGGAUAACGCAGAGCUGGAUGAAGCCCAAGGCAACGGCAAAGCUCGUCCCGACGAAAAGGGGAACUCUUCUCAACCGACCACAGCCAAGCACCACCACCAUCACGACCAGGCCGACGGCAGCGAGCACAAGAACGAGAUCGUGCUCGACAAAGAGGGGAACCUCCCGGGAGGCGACAUUAGUAUCGCCGGCUUCGAGCUCACGACCGUCGGCGGAGGCGGGGGCGAGGGCGAAGCUACGCACGUGUUGGCCUUUAACAAGUUUUGCGCAUACCGACCGCACCUGCUUCUCUUGACGGCCAACGGGAGGCGGAGGCAGUUUGAGGGACUGGAUGAGCGGGAUCUCGGGGCCGCGGUGGAGGUUUUGGGGGUGUUGAAUGGGCGGUGGGGUGGGGAGGUGACGGAUGGUAAAGGUGAUGAGGGACAAGAGUAUCUUGUGAUUUUCAACUGUGGCAAGGAGGGCGGGUGUAGUCGGCUUCAUAAGCAUAUGCAGGUCAUACCCGCGCCGGAUGCGAUUCCCAUGUGGCCUGACCUGGUUAGCGGUUGCGGGACCGGGACCGGGACCGAAGCGAAAUCGAACGGAGGUGGGAAGCAGCAGCAGGAGCCGCCGUUCCGGUUCUUCGUCCAUUAUUUCCCUCCCGACCUCCCGAACGGCAACGCCGGCACAGCACCCCCGCCCUCGGUGAGCGAUCUCGCGGCCAAGUACAGACAUAUGCUCCGCCAGGCGACGGACCUGAUCCCCGGCCGCGAGGCAGUGGUGGAGGAGGACGGGGACGGGAGGGCCGUGGCGGUGCCGCAUAAUGUUAUUCUUGGGAGGCGGUGGAUGGUUGUGAUUCCGAGGACGAAGGCGGGGGUGGAGGGCGCUGAUGUGAAUGCCGUGGGGAUGCUGGGCGUCGUUUGGGCUUCGCGGCAGGAGACGGUUGGGAAGUGGAGGGAGUUGGGGGCUAGAUGGGUGCUCGGGGAGGCUGGUGUGAGGAGGUGA